Eutrema salsugineum is the source of this 863-nucleotide messenger RNA. RefSeq names its product actin-depolymerizing factor 6. Lineage: Eukaryota; Viridiplantae; Streptophyta; Magnoliopsida; Brassicales; Brassicaceae. The transcript is spliced from 3 exons. Gene Ontology annotation, biological process: actin filament depolymerization. Gene Ontology annotation, molecular function: actin filament binding. The record is from RefSeq and is a predicted model, not a curated record. Bases 217 to 657 code for a protein of 146 amino acids. Gene Ontology annotation, cellular component: actin cytoskeleton; cytoplasm.
CACUUCUUUUCCUUUCUUCCAUAAUACACCCCAAAAAUAUUUUCAAAACUAAUUAGUAAACAAAAGUGUGCACGAAGAGCGAAGCGACGCAUCCAAUCUCCUUUUAUAUAAGUUUUCUUUUAUAUUUAUAAAUUCGUGUCGUCUACGUCUCUCACGCUCUAAAUCUCUUCAAAAAAAAAAAAAUCAAUUCUUGUCUGAAGAAAGCAGAAUCAAUCCAUGGCUUUCAGAGGACUUAGCAAGCCAAAUGCAACAUCCGGAAUGGGUGUUGCAGAUCAGAGCAAAACCACAUAUCAUGAGCUGCAGAGGAAGAAGACUCAUCGAUACGUCGUCUUCAAGAUCGAUGAAGCCAAAAAAGAAGUGGUGGUUGAGAAAACCGGGAAUCCUGCAGAGAGCUACGACGAUUUCUUAGCUUCUCUCCCCGACAAUGACUGCAGAUACGCUGUUUAUGACUUUGAUUUCGUUACAUCUGAGAAUUGCCAAAAGAGCAAAAUCUUCUUCGUCGCUUGGUCUCCUUCGACAUCUAGAAUAAGGGCAAAGAUGCUUUACGCGACUUCAAAAGACAGGUUUAGGAGGGAGCUUCAAGGGAUUCACUAUGAGAUUCAAGCUACUGAUCCUACAGAGGUUGAUCUUGAAGUCCUACGCGAACGAGCAAACUGAGAGGAAAAAAGUUGUCCCUACCUGGAAACUUAUGGUAAAUGUAAUGAAUAAUCAAUCAUUUCGGUGACAUUGGAUUUUUCGUAUUCUCGUUGAUGGAUUUGUGUAAACACAGUUUCAUGUUUCAUGACAACUGUAUAAAUCUCAGUUGAUGUUUCAGAUUGCACAUCUAAAAAGUCAAAACCUCAGGCUUAACUUAAACUGCAAAA